CGUUAAUGUCACAUAAUUUUGAUGAUAGAAGUGUUAACAAUCUUUUAAAAGAGAUAGAUGAUCUUAUUAAUAGAAUGGGUGAUUAGAAUAAUGAAAGUCAUAAAAGUGAUAAUUCUUUUAAGGAUUAAUUAAGAUAAACAGGUCGAUUUGUAUAUGAGAAUGAAUAACCAUGUGAUGUUCCAAAGAAAUUCAGUACAUCAAUUCCAAAAAAACAAUAAAAUAAUUCUUAAUAAAAAAAAGUAACAAUAGUUGCUGAUAAGAAAUCAUCAUCAUCAUCUUCUUCUUCAUCUGAUGACGAAUAUGAAGUAUAGAAAAAAAAUAAUAAAUAAUAAGAUUAAUAAAAACAAAAGUCUAAAUAUAGUCCAAAUAAAGCAAAAUGGGCUGGAUCUUAAUGCUCUUAUAGAUCAAAAGCAAAAUCAAAUUUAAAAAGUGAAUCAUAAUCAUAAUUGUCAUAUCUAAAAACAUAAUAAUCAUAAUUAAUAGUCUAACCUGUCAAAGAUGUAUUUUGUUUGAUUUGUGAAGAAUUCAUUCCCAUCGAUAUUGUUAAUUUACAUAUAGCAGAUUGUUAAUAAAUAUCUAAUGGUGGUUCUGAAGAUCAAAUGUUAAAAUUAAAAUUAGAAAAUUAUAAAAAGUUAUUAAGUUUAAGAUUUGAGGCAAGCACCGAUGAAAAUGUCAAAUGUUUAAUUGAACUAUUGUAUAAUUGCACUUAAUAAAUACUUGAUGUAUCAGAUUAAUAUUAACUAUCUCAAACCAUUGAAGAUUUAUAUGUCUUAAAAACUCAAUUAAAUUAAAAUAGUAAUUAUAAAUCAUAUACUAAGUCUAGCUAAAGCCUAUCAUGUGUUGACAGUGGCUUAAAAAAUAUAAGAAAUAGCUAAUAGAAAGAUGUAAGUCAUGAUAUUACAGUAAGAGAAACAUUUAGAAGUCAAAGAAUCAUCAACAAUAUAACAUUAAAACAAAAUCAAUUUUAAAUAAUAAGAAUAAUAAAUAGAGUAUAAUAAUAUUCAAUAUUAAAUAUAGUCGUUAAACUGUUAUAAGUUAUGCUACUAACACUACUACUAAAAAGAGAUUGUUUGAAUCACCAUCAUUUUAAAAUAUGCCAAAAUAAUUGGUUAAAAUCUCUAAUAUAAAUUCAAAACCUAUAACAGAAUUCUAAAUUUAAAAAAAAUCACCAGUAAAAUAAGAAUAAGUUUAUUUAAAGAAUGGUAUUGAAUUAGGAAAUAAUUAUGAUUCCUCAAAAAAAAGAUCUUAUAUUUAAUUGUCUAAUUCUAAAAAAUUAUCUAAAGUUCACACUGAAUAAUAACCUUAAGAAAACAAUAGAGAAUUUGAACCCACUGUUAUUUCUAAAUUAUAAUCUUAUAUUUCAAAUGUGAAAGGCAAGUUUUCUAAUGAAAAUGAAUAAAUUAAAAAAAAAUUCUUCCUUUAAGCAUGUAAAUGCAAAGAUAAAUUUCCAGUAAAUCAUCCUGCUUAAAAUAUACUUAUAUCUGAAAUGUUUAACUAAAGUUUAAGAUAAUAAAUUCCAGAACAUGAAUGGGAAGUCUGGAUUAACAAUGUCCUUUAAAACGCUUGA
This is a messenger RNA of Paramecium sonneborni, 1567 nucleotides long. The record is from the annotation of a GenBank genome assembly. NCBI's taxonomy places the organism in Eukaryota, Ciliophora, Oligohymenophorea, Peniculida, Parameciidae.